This is a messenger RNA of Cercopithifilaria johnstoni, 234 nucleotides long. The record is from the annotation of a GenBank genome assembly. Lineage: Eukaryota; Metazoa; Nematoda; Chromadorea; Rhabditida; Onchocercidae.
AUGAAUGAAGAAAAAUCGGAUGUUGUUAUUCGGGAUUGUCAACCAUGUCGAUAUAUUGGCACUGGAUUAUUUCUCUUUGUUGCUGCAUAUAUCUGGUACAAUACGCGGAAUGGUGAUAUUAUUUACAAAAAGCUGCCUUUACGUCUUAUUGCUAUCGGAUCGAUGUAUAUGUCACUUGCACGAUUCGUUUAUCUUCCACCAUUCAAGCAUCUUGCUCCCAAGAAAUCUCUAUAA